UUUAUUAAAUUGCAUUUUACGUUGUUUAUAUCAACUGCAGAAAAAAGAAAAGAAAAUUAGAUUUUCCAGAAAUUUUAUAAAUUCAAAAUUUAUUUAAAGUGUUCUUUUUUAAUAAUUUAUAAAACAACAAAAAGCACAACAACGAAAUUCCACAUAAAAUCUAAGCAGACAAUAUGGAUAUAAGCGAUAAUGCAUUUGAUCCCCAACAGACUGGCCAGCCACAACAACAACAGCAGCAGCAACAAACCGCAACACCAGUUAUACAAGGUCAACAAAUGCAAUGUGAUUCCUCCUCAAUUGCCUACGGUCCCCAACAACAAUUCGACGGCACAACAACACAUCAUGGUCCAUUAGGUGGACCGAUACCACUACCAGCACCACCACAGAACUACGACAAGGCCCGUUCAAAUGCAGCUGACAUCGAUUUCGAUUCACUGUUACUGCAACAGUUCAGCUGUUUGGGUACACGAGACCAUGAGGAUUUAAUUGAACAAUUUCAUAGCCUAAUGAAUAAUCAAAUGAACAAGGAUGCGGCUAGAUUCUUUUUAGAAAUGAGCAAUUGGAACCUUCAAACGGCUGUUGGUUGUUAUUUAGACUUUUGUAAUGGACAAACAUUGCCAUCAAUGAAAAUUGUCCAACAAACACAACCGAAUAAUCAACAAAUGGCAUGGAGUCUGCAAAAUAUUGGCUCAGAAUCAUGGCCAAAUGGUUGUUACUUAAUGUCCAACAGUCAAACACGCCGCAUCGAGGUGCCUACUGUACGACCCGGUGAUACCUGCGAAGUUGUCGCUGAUUUAUGCACCAACGAACCAGUCGUUUGGCGUUUAUGUACACCGUAUGGCGAAUAUUUUGGCGAUAGUUUAUGUCUCGUAACGCCUGGGACGUUUAGCUCCCACGAGGAACUAAAUCAUCGUUUAGCUCAAUUAGCCGUAACCGAACAAAAUCCCGCCCAAUUUCCUCAAGUUAAUAUUGUGAUAUCGGAGCGAAUGGAAUAAGAACAUUGUCGUUGACUAUAUUGGUUUUAUUGGACGAAAAACGUGAUUAAUUUAGAAAUUGUGUGAUUUGGUAUGAUGGUGUUUUAGAGUGCGAGAAUGUGUUAUUCGAUCAAUGUCGCUUUUUAUACAUAAAAUUUAUUUUAUUUUCUUAUUUUUACAGCUUACACUUAGAGCAUAAACAACAUAAACAACAAUAUGUGUUUGUUGUGUAUUUUGAAUAUGUAGUUUUUUUCCUGCAUUAUCUUUUAAAGAACAAUAUGUAAAACAAACAUUUUUUAUUUACGUUUUUCCUACAAAAUUUCUCAAAAACUUGUAACUGGGUUAUAGUACAUAUUAUUUUCAUCAAUAGACACCUAUUUAUUUUGAAUUAUUUUGUCUAUUUUUUUACACAAAAAAUGCAUGUAGCAGUAGUUUGAUUUUUUUAUUUGCCCUUAAUUGGUCUGUUCCAGUACUAUUGUCAGAUUUAGAGGUUUUAACAAAAUAUAUUGACAUUUUCAGUACAGAAACAACAAUUAAAGGUAAAACCUGCAAAUCUGACAAUUUCUACUGCUUCAAAGCUAAUAAUUUACGCUACUAAAUAAAUUUCGAAAAUUUUAUGAUUUCAAAAUUCUAUUAACAUUUUUUUUUUGUUUUUAAAUAAGUAAUCCAUUAAUUUGAAUAUCUAUUAAAAAUAUAUUAAUUUUAUAUAUAUUUAGAUAUAUAAAUGUAACUUUUAAUUAAUAUUACAAUAUAAUAAAAAUAACAAUUGUUAAAAAAGAAUAAA
Calliphora vicina (urban bluebottle blowfly) is the source of this 1758-nucleotide messenger RNA. Its product is annotated as protein ILRUN. The record is from RefSeq and is a predicted model, not a curated record. Gene Ontology annotation, biological process: macroautophagy. Bases 174 to 995 code for a protein of 273 amino acids. NCBI's taxonomy places the organism in Eukaryota, Metazoa, Arthropoda, Insecta, Diptera, Calliphoridae. Gene Ontology annotation, cellular component: phagophore assembly site. The transcript has 3 exons. Gene Ontology annotation, molecular function: ubiquitin binding.